AUGUCAGUUGAGCUGCAAGGAGACGAAGAGGAAAAUCGUCCACCUGACAUUGUACUUGGAAGCAUUUUAAACUCAAUUCAAGCAGCAGACUCCGCCAGAGAGCGAUCUGAGCUUAUUCGAGAAGGUCUUCACGAACUGGCUCGAACUGUAAUCGCCAUUACAUUAUUCACUCUGCUGCUUUGCGUUGGUAUUAUGGAGUUUGCAGUUGGUGUAAUCAAAGCGGGUUCGUGUCCCAUCAACCGCUACAUACCUAUAUGGUUAAUAGUAUCAGGGGCAGUAAGCUGCGUUCGUAAUAUCGCUGGAAUUGUGUUUUCCAUAAUGGAAUCAAGGAAUUAUUAUGAAGGGUUACUCCUCUCGAGCAAACUCGGACUCCACCCAUGUGACUUGGUGAAAGGAGUUCCUCUAUGUGAGCAGUUUACCAGCAAUGGGGCACGGAGGGCAGCUGGCUAA
Strongylus vulgaris is the source of this 450-nucleotide messenger RNA. NCBI's taxonomy places the organism in Eukaryota, Metazoa, Nematoda, Chromadorea, Rhabditida, Strongylidae. The record is from the annotation of a GenBank genome assembly.